This is a messenger RNA of Exaiptasia diaphana, 984 nucleotides long. RefSeq names its product ankyrin repeat domain-containing protein 53. The annotation marks the transcript as partial. The record is from RefSeq and is a predicted model, not a curated record. NCBI's taxonomy places the organism in Eukaryota, Metazoa, Cnidaria, Anthozoa, Actiniaria, Aiptasiidae. The transcript is spliced from 3 exons. Gene Ontology annotation, biological process: positive regulation of microtubule polymerization; mitotic metaphase chromosome alignment; regulation of mitotic spindle organization. Gene Ontology annotation, cellular component: spindle pole. Gene Ontology annotation, molecular function: protein binding.
UCCAAGAUGGCGGCUGGUGGUGGAACGAUGGGRGUUCAAACUCAAAGACGAAGAAGAAGGCAAUCGUUAGCUAACGAUAGACCUGAUAUAGAAGAUGAUGCAUUAAUGGCUUCGUCUAUUGGAGAUAAUAAUUGGCUUCAGCAAAGUAUGUGGAAGACUUUAAAGACGUCAAAGCAAGGUCUGGCAGCAAUUCAUCUGGCAGCUUUAAACGGACAGCUCGAGAGUCUUAAACUUCUUGUUGAUAAAUUCAAAAUAGACGUGAACCUGUCUAGUGAAAGGGGCUGGACGCCUCUAAUGUUGGCUAUCAAUGCUUCAAAUGAGAGAAAGGCUUUGAAAUGUGUUAUGUUUUUAUUGGAGAAGGGUGCUGAUAUCUCAAGCACAAAUCAUGAUGGAAGUACUGUGGUACAUCAGGCAGCAAUCAAGGGCUAUGUCAAGUGUUUACAAGUCCUCAUCAAARCAGGUGCAAAMAUUGAUGGUGUUGAYAAAGAAGGCAACACACCAAUGGACUUAACUCGUGUSUGGGGUCACCGAAAUUGUGCUAGAAUACUAGCCAAACAUCAGUGGUUAAUAGACAAAGAGAAAGAGCUKCUUGCUAAACUUGAGGAAGACAGGAAAGCUAAGGAAACAGCCCAAGAAGAAGAGAAGCAAAAACUAGAAAGAAGAAUUAAAGGACAACAUGAAGGUCAAAUAGCUUUUAAAAACUGGCUUACUGACAAACACCUUCCUGAUAUUCCUACAAUGUAUGGACCAAUUCCUAGAGAAGAACGAAAAGUAAUAGAAAAGACUAGAGAAAGUAAGUCAUGUCCAACUCUCACCCCAUCAAAGACUGAAUCAACAUUUGUUGUGAAGUCAAAAAGUGAAAUUGGACCAUUGACAUUACCAAGAAAAACUAGASUUGAGAUUGAYGAGGAUAAAAGRCUUGAUUUAAUUCCUUUAGACAGAAUAUCUGCAUCAAAACGCAGGCAAAUUCAGAGAACUGAACAG